Messenger RNA from Glarea lozoyensis ATCC 20868, 1560 nucleotides. Its product is annotated as Acyl-CoA N-acyltransferases (Nat). Bases 1 to 1560 code for a protein of 519 amino acids. Gene Ontology annotation, biological process: siderophore biosynthetic process. NCBI's taxonomy places the organism in Eukaryota, Fungi, Ascomycota, Leotiomycetes, Helotiales, Helotiaceae. The transcript has a single exon. The record is from RefSeq and is a predicted model, not a curated record.
AUGGCCCCUCCGUCGAGCGUUGUGCAUUUGCCAAAUGGGCAGACCUUAACUGUCGUCCCUGUCUUUGGCGGCUUCUUUUUCAAAGCGAACGACCUCAACCAUAACGCGAAUGCCUUUUCUGCCGGCUGGACAGUCAUUCUGCAGACAGAGGACUAUUCAGACGAUCACGAAGGAAAUGGACCUGCAAGAAACGUCGAGUUGCGGGGAAUGCCCCCAAGAGACAGCCACCGCCAUAUACACCCUUUCAAAACUCCAACGCUCGCAAACGAUGCCCUCUUCAUCUCCUCCAUAUCAAAUCCUUCGAGCAACGAUUUCAAAGCUGCAGCAAGCCCAACUAGACAGAUUGCUAUGAUGCUGUGGGCAACGCUACACUGGUACUUCCAUCAGACAGAACCCAAAACCCAAGUCCAUACCGAAGCCGCGAAGAACACGCCCGAGGUCGCAAAACCCAGAGGAGAAUGGCGGAUCAAUAUAAAACGUGAAGGCGUAUUUAGAGGCAGGAAUCUGAUACAGAAAUUGGAGCGAAUGGGCCUCAUUACAUCAAAUGAUUCGGCGGUUGGUACAUAUACAGAAGAGAAUACUGCAGAGGGUUGGUCGGAAAUGUACACAUCAAGGAGGACAUACUGGCAACUGUCUGCGAGACUUUUCCUGUUUACAUUGAGUCCAGCACAUGGCGGGUCUUUCGCAGGCUCACCGUACGGCAGUCGCCCCAGUUCACCCGUACGAGGAGAUCAUAGACCUCGAUCACCACAUCGUGCUGGCUCCCCAGAUCCUACUUCGCCACUCCCAAGUCCUGUUCCGUGGACCUCGACAACCGCACCAGGUCCUUUCUCGUCGGGCAGCCAUCUUCCAACAUAUUUUCCACCUCCACCUCUACAAUAUACCAUAUCAGGAGGAGUACGACAUCCAGUUCGGCCCAAGCCACCCCGUCAAGGAGAAAUAUUUUAUACCCGGUUUGUGCAGAGCGUAGGACAGUAUCUAGCAUUUCGUGUAGCUUCUCUUUCACCUAAACCCGUUACCUAUAAUGGCCCUACCACCUUACUCCACGCUCCGAAACACAAUGCAUCACCAUCGCUGUCGUCAAUUUCCUCUUUACCCGCACAUCUUUCACCUGUUUCCAUUACGUCCGUCACACCACCAACUCCUGGUCCCGAGCCCGAAGAUACACUGGCCAUGUCAGACCUACAGUUAUUGCACAGAUGGAUGAACAAUCCUCGAGUGAACAAAUUCUGGGGCUGUAGUGGACCCCAACAUAUCCAGGAAGACUUCCUGAAAGCAGGUCUCACCUCCAACCACUCCUUCCCCGUCAUCGGACUCUGGGACGGCAAACCAUUUGGAUAUUUCGAAAUAUAUUGGAUCAAAGAAGAUCCUCUUGGCAUCUACCUCGGAGGUGAAGCUGGCGACUAUGAUCGUGGAUUCCACGUUUUAAUCGGUGAAGAGGAAUAUCGUGGUAAACAUCGCGUCGAUACCUGGUCCACGUCGAUCGCGCAUUGGUGUUUUGUGCAAGACUACAGGACGAACGCUGUCGUGCUGGAGCCUAGAGUUGAUAAUGAAAAGUAA